ACUUCAACACGGACAACUUCAUCUGCAAGGAGGACCUGGAGCGGACGCUGGCCCGGCUCACCAAGUCGGAGCUGGACGAGGACGAGGUGGUGCUGGUGUGCGACAAGGUCAUCGAGGAGGCCGACCUGGACGGCGACGGCAAGCUGGGCUUCGCCGACUUUGAGGACAUGAUUGCCAAGGCGCCCGACUUCCUCAGCACCUUCCACAUCCGGAUCUGAGGACACUGCGGAGGGUGCGAGGCCCAGACGCCGACCUUCUGGCUCCGCUGUCCACACAAGUGACCUCCGAGCUGCCCGGAAAAGACGCUGUGGCCUCUGGGGUUAUACCCCCCAACACGUCCUCGGCCCUUUCAGCAAAAAAUCCUUAACCAGGGAAGGGGGGUGUGAGGGCAGAGCCCUUCCCAGACCCCCGGCCCCACCACAGGCCCUCCUCCGUCCCCCGGGUUCCCCAGACCCUCAUCCUCUCCCCCAGAGAAUGGCCGCCCCGGGGGGGAGAAGGCACAGGCCCUGCGGGACAGGGGCUCCGUGCACGGCCCAGUCGCCCCGGGCGAGGUGAGAAGAAGAGGCUAUGUGGUCUUUCUCCAGAGCCCAGUGUGAAGCUGUGUGGACAGGGCUGCGUCCCCGUCCCUGGCGCUGGGCCCUGGGCGCCCCCUGCCCUCCCCGAGACAAUCCUCA
Molecule: messenger RNA, 674 nt
Organism: Suricata suricatta (meerkat)
Lineage: Eukaryota; Metazoa; Chordata; Mammalia; Carnivora; Herpestidae
Product: calcium and integrin-binding family member 2
Exons: 2
Molecular function (GO): calcium ion binding
Source: RefSeq, a predicted model, not a curated record